CGCCUUCCGACAGUCCGUUCGUCCUGUUCAACACCCCAAACCAGACUUUGAGAAUGAGGAAUUACGUGUGCAAGUGAAUACGUUGCGCUAUGAACUCGAGAAUAUCAAACAAGAGCGUGAUUUAACGGCACUGCGCCAUGAGAAGGAACUACGCGACCUUCAAGCCAAAGCUGAUGCGGACUUUCGAAAGGCACAGGUUGGCUGCGGAAACGGCAAGCCAUCGAGCGCAGCACAAAAAUGAAGCCCUAGCGAAAGAGCUCAAAGAAGCGCAAGAUUUCGCAUUGAACGAGAAAGCAACAUUAGAGAGAAAGAUCAGGACACUACAGGAUGAAAAUCAAUCCCUACGGGAAGACGUCGAUGAUGUGCAAGGGCAGCUGUCGGAUCACGAGAGACAAUACAAGUAUCAGAUUCAAGAGCUGGAGACCGUUCGUUCAUCCCUACAGCAAACACUGUCCGAAUUGCAGAAUGAUCUGGAAGAAGUGAGAAAUACCUUGCAAGCUACGCAGGAACGUCUCACGGAGCGAGAAUCAGAUGUUGCGGCUUUAGAGACGGAGAAUCUGCGCCUCAAAGCCGAGGGAAGCGACCCAGAGGCACUUGCAAUCUUGAAGCGGGAACUCUCUGAGCAGGUCGCUCAUAUGAGGUCUUUGGAAACUACGAACAGAGAGCAAUCUGCUGAGCUUAGACGCUUGCGGAAGAUCGGGAAAAAUGUCGAAGUCGUCCAAGAGGAAAAGAGAUCCCUCGAAAGCCAGUUGCAGUUAAUGAAGGAUCUGGAGUCAGAGCUUGGAAGCCUUCAGAUUCAGAAGCAGAUCCUGGAAGAUGAGAGGAAAACAUGGACCAGUUUGUUAGAAGUCGAUGGUCAGCCGGCGGAGUUCGAUUCUCCCGAAGCUGUUGUGAGGACUCUAGUACAGGAGAGAAUUGAGAAGGCAUCUCUUGUCGACCAGCUCGGCAGCGUUGAGCCGCAGCUCGUGGAGAAAGACGAGAUUAUCAAAAGUCUCGAAUCUGAUCGAGCCAAUCUGAAAAAAGAAAUCGAAAAGCUUCGUACCGCUGCACCUGCUGCUGGUGGAGCUAUGGAUAGUCGCGUCAAGGCCCGAUUGGAACGGCAGCGUGCUCUUGCCGUUAAAGAAGUCGAGUAUCUCCGUGAACAACUGAAGACAUUCGAUACGGAGGAAGUCACCAUGAACGCCGACGAAAGUCGAUUUGACGAGCAGAAAUCGCAACAGAUUGCGCAACUGGAGAGUCUCGUUGAUGAGUAUCGUGUGGAGCUACAGAAGGCGCACGAGGAACUGUCGAAGCGGGAGUCAUCCACGCAAGAUGAAUCCCAGGCACGCGGGACCAAACGCCCCCUUUCCCCGGCAGAGAGUGAUGCAGAAAGUGAGCGCCUAGCAGUGAUGGUUCGAAAGAACCGAACGCUGCAGGAUGCACUGUCCAAGUCGGAGCAGAAGAAAGAGCUGUUACGUCGUGAACUAGAGGCUGCAAAGUCCCAUCUCAACUCUCUCCAGGCACAGUCACGGACUCGCAUCCUCGAGCUCCGCGAUAACCCGACAGCAGAGGCAGAAAACCUCAAAAUGUCCACUAUACGGACCUUGAAGGCAGAGAACCGUGACCUCUUGGCUCAGUUGCAAGGCGGCCACGGAAAUGUCAAGGUCGUCCCGGUCAGCGCUCUCGAGAGCAUGAAGCUCGAGCUGCAGGAGAUGGAGAGGACUGUCGCAGAGAAAGAGAAGCGCAUGCGUCGUCUAAAGGAGAUCUGGACAGCCAAAUCAUCCGAGUUCCGAGAGGCCGUCGCCUCCGUGCUGGGAUACAAGCUGGAUUUCCUCCCUAACGGCCGUGUGCGAGUCACAUCCAUGUUCCAUCUCUCAUCUGCCUACCGACACGGCGACCACGCCUCCGCAGACUCGAGGGGACCCGGCAGUAUGGGUAACGGAGAGGAGAACUCGAUCAUAUUUGACGGUGAAAACGGAACCAUGAAAAUUUCAGGUGGUCCCAACAGCUUGUUUGCCCUCGAAAUCAAGCACCUCAUCAAAUUCUGGGUCGAAGAGAGAAAGGACAUCCCUUGUUUCCUGGCCGCAAUGACUCUUGAUUUCUACGAUAAGACGACACGAGCGAUGAGAGUGUGAAGAAGAAAAAAAGGAUUCGAAUGUUCUUUCUUUAUCUCUGACGAUUCUAUACCAUGUAAUACAUGUACAGAACAAUGUCUGAUUGUUUGCGCUUUCAAAGCAGGGCAAAAGGGACAGGUGUGGAGUUUCAUCUUUGAGGAUCUAUCUUAAUCACUACUUCAUCCGGUGUAUAAAUAACUUAUACAUCUUGUGGAUAUCCAUAUCAUAAAUAUUUUUAGUUCCA
Messenger RNA from Paecilomyces variotii, 2337 nucleotides. RefSeq names its product spindle assembly checkpoint component Mad1. Bases 138 to 2114 code for a protein of 658 amino acids. Gene Ontology annotation, biological process: mitotic spindle assembly checkpoint signaling; attachment of mitotic spindle microtubules to kinetochore. Lineage: Eukaryota; Fungi; Ascomycota; Eurotiomycetes; Eurotiales; Thermoascaceae. Gene Ontology annotation, cellular component: mitotic spindle; kinetochore; nuclear envelope. The record is from RefSeq and is a predicted model, not a curated record. The transcript has 3 exons.